ACCAAGAAACCUAAUAGGACUACAGACAUCGAAGUGAACAUAGAUAACUAAGAUAUUAGCGAAAAAAUAUAUUUUAAAAAGCUCACUAGGACUUCAGAAUGAAGCCACAGAUUGGAACACUCAAGGACAGUGAAGGUCAAGUCUGCAACGGGGUCAAGGAGACCAAGACUGGAAGUCGAGCACUACUGGUGGUCGGCGCAUGCGUGUUCCUGGCUUUGAUGACGGCCGCCAUCUUGGGCUCGGUGUAUAUGGGGUACUCCCUUCAUCCCCGGGGCUCUACUGGAAAACAACAGACGUACACGGCGGAUUUCUACCAGGACGGUGUCCACGUUGCCAAGGAGACGUUGGUCAUCACUGAACGUGAGGAAAUGUACGCCGCAACUAACGGCACCGUUGUCAAGGACUAUGAGACAGGAUUCGCAGUAUACAAGAUGGAUCAUCUCCCAGGUUGCUACCUGACCACAUUUAACAUGAGUGACAGAGAUAACUACAGAAGCAACGGCCAACAACAGUUAUCUGUUGAGGUAACACACACCUCCAAGCAGCGCUACUCAGUGACGGACAUAAUCGUUAAUAGGGCGGUCCUGGGACCGCAGGCGGCCACCAUGUGCGCCGAAAGAGAUCUUUACAUGCUCCGACAACAAACAAAUUCCACGAACGACGGUCGGCUAGUUAAGAGAGAGAGUUCGUGGUCCGUUUCCGCCACCUUUUGUUGUUGCGGAUACUGCCUUCGGGUUACAGUUAGUAGCAACUAGCAGUAAUAAUAGUGAAAGAAGAGUUCUUUUGUGAAUUAAAAAAACAACAACAACAGAGUUUCGAAUUUGAUAACGUUCCGUAAUAUAUAUGCACGUAGUCUAUAUCACGUGUUUUUUGACGCCACAUGUCAGCAGAAAUUUGAUGGUUUUUUCGGAUAAACUUCAGCCGGUGCUGCUUCCAGUAUGUCGUGUUUGCAUAAAUGUGAGAAAAACCUUUAAAUCUGAAUGCAGAACUUCAUACAGUGACUGCCAUUGAUCCAUGUUAUGUUAUAUAAUGUUCACGAUAGGUACUUAAGUCAUUUGUUUUAACAUUAUUAAAUGUUAUAUGCUUAAGCUACUUUUUGUGCACUACGUCAUUCAGGUAUGGGUGCUUAGUACAAGUUUAGAAUAGUAUGUCAGUGUUGGAGAAUAAUUGUUUAAGAUAUAUUUAUCUUUCGUUCUAAUCCUGUUCUAGAUUGUACAUGUGUUUUCUGUUUGUCUUUAUGUUAUGUGUAUAUACGCUGAUGAAUAAAAUAUGUUUAAACUAA
Molecule: messenger RNA, 1282 nt
Organism: Mya arenaria
Lineage: Eukaryota; Metazoa; Mollusca; Bivalvia; Myida; Myidae
Exons: 6
Coding region: 99-755 (218 amino acids)
Source: RefSeq, a predicted model, not a curated record